ACCAGCCACCCUACUUCCAGUGCAAGACAAUCUUCCUAAAAGCUGCAUGCUUCUCAACAGAAGGAUGGAAAAAAGGUCUCGAAGCUCCCCCAAUGAGUCUCACAGAAGAAGCAAAGAGUCCCCAGCUAUGCAUGGCAAAAGGGACAAGAUGGAAAGCAGCAGAGAAGCCAGCAGAGAAAGAGGGGAGUCCAAAAGAGGGAAAACAAAGGAGACCAGGAAGGAGGGCCAGAGCACUGUGGGGGCAUCCAACAGAGUUCAGUCUUCCACAGUGGUGGACGUGGACGAGGUGGUGUCUUUCGAUGAUGAAAUGGAGGUGCUGGCACUGCUGGAAAGUGAGCGACAAGAGGAAGGUAUAAAGUCUUCAGGUCUCGGUAUCUGUGAGUGGCUUCUUACCAUCCUAUCCCUUCUCUUCAUCAUCAUGACCUUCCCCAUCUCCAUCUGGUUUUGCAUGAAGGUUGUGCAGGAGUACGAGAGAGCCAUUGUGUUCCGAUUUGGACGUCUCCUUCCUGGAAGAGCCAGAGGGCCCGGCCUCUUCUUCUUCCUUCCCUGUCUGGAUACAUACCACAAGGUAGACCUUCGCCUCAGAACCUUAGAGAUCCCCUUCCAUGAGGUGGUGACCAAAGAUAUGGUUACAUUGGAAAUAGAUGCCAUCUGUUUCUACCGCAUGGAGAAUGCUUCUCUCCUCCUAACCACUCUGGUCAACAUCUCCAGUACUGUCCGGCUGCUGGUACAGACAACCAUGAAGCGCUUGCUGGCACAUCGGUCUUUCACUGAACUCCUCCUGGAGAAGAAGAGCAUUGGUCAGGAAAUAAAGGUAGCUUUGGAUGCAGUCACAUGUCGCUGGGGGAUCAAGUUGGAGAGAACAGAAAUCAAUCAUGUGCGGCUGCCAGCUGAACUCCAGCAGUCCUUGGCAGCAGAAGCAGAGGCUCAGAGACAUGCCAAAGUACGGGUGAUAGCUGCUGAGGGAGAAAAGGCUGCCUCUGAAUCCCUGAGGAUGGCAGCUGAAAUCCUGUCCAGCACCCCAGCUGCAGCUCAGCUCCGCUACCUCCACACGUUGCAAGCCCUAACUACAGAGAGACCAUCCACUGUCGUUCUGCCUUUGCCCUUUGACCUGAUGAAUCUUGGGUCUGCAGCCAGCCACAGAUGCACAGCCAGCCUUUCUGAUAACACUGCAAACCACCCAGAGCCUCAGGAGGACAAGAAGGACUCCCCCAUGCUGUAGAGCCUUCCUGGAAAAAGCUGGAGCUCAAGUGGGGCUGCUGCACCUGUAGCCAUGUUACACAGUCACUCACAAGAGCAAUGAACUGCCUGCCUCCAUGUCGGUAUAAACUGUGGUAGCGCUGGGACAGAAAGCACACAAGGGCUUGUAAUACAAAGUAUGUUAGACAGAAGAGGACUUAAGUUUGCUUGGAAAAGUAUUCCAGAUCUUAAGUGUGCAGGGGCUGGGGCUGGAGCUGCAAGAGCAGGUAUGGUAGGGACUGUUGCCUCUGAACUUUCCCAUUUUAUUUCUUCUAUCACCAAGCCACAGUGAACAGUGAGAGAAUGAUAUUUUAUGCCCACACAAGCCUGACCCCUAGGGACAGGUCUAUCCUUCCAUGGAUGUUGGGUGGAAAGAGAAACUGGUGUUUAUUUUGAAAGGCCCCAAAUAUCUAAUGUUCAUUUCCCAACCUUUGUGGUAAGAUCCAUGGGGAAUACUUUUCCCUGCAAAAGCCAGGUGCCUGGGAUAAGCAGAAGCAUAAACUGACACCCUGUACAAUACAUCCAGCAGGACAUUUGGUUUUCACAAAGUUCCAUACCCUCAUCCAGCUCUGGGGAGUUUCUUGCUGUAUCACUCAUUGUCUGUGGGGCAGCUUUUUGAACUGGCAGUGAGAGCUGUUCAGUGCAAGUAUGACUGAAUUGGGAAGUGGAGCUGGAGCAAGAAUUGUGGGAAGUUCAUAGGCAUCUCCUGGCCCUUCCCAGCCCCACCAAGUCCAGACUCCAUUUGUUGUGUUCUAGGAUGAUGUGUCAAAAUAUGGAACAUAGUUGGUCCAGGGACAGCAAAUGAAUAGUGUCAUGGAAAUAAACAUUUGGGAACUUGCUGUUUGUGUUAAUUAGCUCAGGGCACAUCUACUUGAUCAGUUGCCAAAGGCUUGUGUGAGAAGCACAUAAGGACAUGCCGGUACUCCUCCUGGUUCAGGGAUGGAUGUAGAGCAUGGCUAUAGACGGGGGCUCCCAGCCUGGAACCAAGCUGUCAUAUCCCAGCCAAGCUGUACUGCUGUCCCAGUGGGAGUUACCUAAAGGACCCAACAGACCUGUGUCCUUGAUGACAGGCUGGAGACAGCUCAGUUUCCUGACCCUCCCCACAACACACACAGACACAGGCUGGCCUUGGAGACUUUUAGCUUCUCAGUCUUGUGUGUGAAUGGAACAAAUCAGAGGAUGCAGAGGGUCAGAGAAAGAAAAGUGUGGCAAAGAAGUUAG
Molecule: messenger RNA, 2460 nt
Organism: Gavialis gangeticus (Gharial)
Lineage: Eukaryota; Metazoa; Chordata; Crocodylia; Gavialidae
Gene: NPHS2
Product: NPHS2, podocin
Exons: 8
Coding region: 47-1222 (391 amino acids)
Cellular component (GO): plasma membrane
Source: RefSeq, a predicted model, not a curated record